Nezara viridula (southern green stink bug) is the source of this 411-nucleotide messenger RNA. The record is from the annotation of a GenBank genome assembly. Lineage: Eukaryota; Metazoa; Arthropoda; Insecta; Hemiptera; Pentatomidae.
AUGAGGUUCAAAGAUGAAAUCAUAGAAAAAAUAAGAAACCAUCAAGCAUCCAAGGACAUCGACAGAGUGUUAAACUCUAAAUCAAACCCAAGAUAUAGAAAAAUCUGCUCCUUUAAUGUUACCAGGCCAGAGGAUUAUCUUCAGUUCAGGGCUCUGAAUUUAAACAAAUUAAGAGCCGUUAGUCGUCUCAGAAUAGCAAGCUUGCGCUGGUGCUGUUUGGGAGGGCCGACUGACAGGGCCGAAUUACAGCGGCAGACUAUUGCGGCUCACCUCAGGAAAUUAUACUGGCUACAAAUCCUGGCCGCUUCUCUCUACAAAUGCUUACCACCGGCUGCUGAGCCAGCAUCCCUUCCAACUGUAGCAAAUUCACUGCGGGGGGGGGAGAGGAGGAGGAGGGGCAGAAUUCAAUAG